Drosophila serrata is the source of this 900-nucleotide messenger RNA. It is a transcript of the gene Obp83a, whose product is annotated as Odorant-binding protein 83a. Gene Ontology annotation, molecular function: odorant binding. Gene Ontology annotation, biological process: sensory perception of smell. The record is from RefSeq and is a predicted model, not a curated record. Lineage: Eukaryota; Metazoa; Arthropoda; Insecta; Diptera; Drosophilidae.
CUGAGUGCGGCAGUCAGUUCGGUUGAGGUUACGCCAAGCGACGGCACAGCGACGAACUUGGCCAAAAUCAAUAUAAAAGCCAAGCGCUGCAAACGGCAAUAAAGCAAAUUCAAUUGUGACUGCGGUUGUCAAACAAUCUCUGCGUGGCGUGUUGCUGUGUGUGUGUGUAUAGUGCAGUAUCGAAUUUUUGCCAUAACUACUCGCACUAACGGAGGGCAUUGGGACAAAGAAUUUACAAACAAGGCCGAGACAGAGGACAAUUUUUGCUGUUUCACAGUCGAAAAGGAAAGGAAACUGAACGAGUACGAGACGGGCAGGGAACUCUGAGAGAGCCACAUUAAAAUGGCUUUGAAUGGCUUUGGUCGGCGUGUCAGUGCGUCUGUCCUUUUAAUCGCCUUGUCGGUGCUCAGCGGAGCGCUGAUCCUGCCCCCGGCUGCAGCGCAGCGUGACGAGAACUAUCCACCGCCGGGCAUCCUCAAAAUGGCCAAGCCCUUUCACGAUGCAUGUGUGGAGAAAACGGGCGUUACCGAGGCUGCCAUCAAGGAGUUUAGCGAUGGAGAGAUCCAUGAGGAUGAGAAGCUCAAGUGUUACAUGAACUGUUUCUUCCACGAGAUCGAAGUGGUUGACGAGAACGGGGAUGUGCAUCUGGAGAAACUCUUUGCCACCGUUCCGCUCUCGAUGCGCGACAAGCUAAUAAACAUGUCCAAGGACUGCGUUCAUCCCGAGGGCGAUACCUUGUGCCACAAGGCCUGGUGGUUUCAUCAGUGCUGGAAGAAGGCCGAUCCCAAGCAUUAUUUCUUGCCUUGAACACCUGGAUGAUCCUGUUCUCUGAUUAACCCGUUGACGGCCCCGCCCUAAUUGUAUUAUAAUUUAGUUUUUCAAUAGCUGUCGAGGAAUAAA